Molecule: messenger RNA, 1194 nt
Organism: Nerophis lumbriciformis (worm pipefish)
Lineage: Eukaryota; Metazoa; Chordata; Actinopteri; Syngnathiformes; Syngnathidae
Source: RefSeq, a predicted model, not a curated record
AUGGCGGCGACGCAGAGCGAAGUUCUAUGUGAGAUUGAAGUGCUGCAGUCUAUCUACUUAGAUGACCUGCACGUCACCAGGACGAGGGACAGGCACUGGGAGGUCAGUCUGGUAUUGUACCCAUCCACAGCCGAAGAUUACGGAUCCCAGUUUGUGCGACUCGGCUUGACGUUGACUCUGGAUGAAGAGUACCCGCUUUCGUCUCCUGACAUCGCCAUUCACAAUACAAGAGGACUCUCUGACGACAAGCUCAGCAGCCUUCAGCAGAGUCUAGAGCUUGAAGCAGAGUCGUGCGUCGGCUCGCCCGUCUUGUAUCAGCUGAUUGAGAAAGCCAAAGAAAUCCUAACGGAAAGCAACAUUCCGCACGGCAACUGCGUCAUCUGCCUCUACGGAUUUAAGGAAGGGGAGGCUUUCAGCAAGACGCGCUGCUAUCACUACUUCCACUCGCAUUGCCUGGGUCGAUACGCCGGACAUUCGGAGGAAGAGAACGGACUCCGCCGGCAGGAGAUGGCCGAGGACAAAACUGCCACGCAGAAUCAGGAGCUGACGGUUGCUUGUCCCGUUUGCCGCGAGCCUCUGACCUACGACCUGGACCAACUGAUGGCCAGCGCCGCACCGCAGCUGCCCGAGCUGGACUCCGCCGCCAUCCGCUCCGACUUUCGGCAGAAGUGGAGGGAACUGGAGAAGGUUCUGGAAAGGCAACGUUGUCGAGGAGGCGUCAUCGAUCCCGAAGAGGAGUCCAAUCGCUUCCUCAUACACAUCAAUGAGCCGCCGCCUCCUUCUUCUGAAGUCGUGGACGUCCCACCGCCCGCCACUUGCGAACGACCUCCGCCGCCCAGUCACUUUGCACCUACCCAGCGCACAGACACUCAAGCUCGCGGGAAGCCCCGAGCCCACAGACGCCACGGGCACGGCGGGGGUCCUAGGAGAGGUAGCGGUCCCCAUGCACAUCACGCCGCUAUCUCAGAACACCUGGACUCGCUGCGCCUAACCUCGGAUAACGCCCCGGCUCACGUGAGUCUUCGCCAAACAGGAAGUCACUCAUCGUCAUAUCCUUCCGACAAACACCCGGUGGCGGCUCGUGCUCCGCGAGCCCGAAGAAGGGGCCCGCAGCACCACCGCUGGGACGCUCGAGCACCCAGAGGGGGGGUGCCCCGCCAGCAGUGGGUGGGGGGACAAGAGGAGGAGCUCUGA